CACCACAGGGGCCGGCACCGCGGGGUUAUCGAAGCAGCUGUCACGAUGCUGGGGUCCCUGGUGUUGAGGAGAAAAGCACUGGCGCCACGGCUACUCCUCCGGCUGCUCAGGUCCCCAACGCUCCGGGGCCAUGGAGGUGCUUCCGGCCCGAAUGUGACCACUGGGAGUCUCGGGGAGCCGCAGUGGCUGAGGGCAGCCGCCGGGGGGCGCCCUGGAACAUCGCCGGCCUUGUUCUCCGGACGCGGGGCAGCCACCUGGGGGCGCCAGGGAGGACGCUUCGAUACCAAAUGCCUCGCGGCUGCCACUUGGGGACGCCUUCUUGGCCCCGAAGAAACACUUCCAGGACAGGACAGCUGGAACGGGGUCCCCAACAGGGCCGGACUGAGCAUGUGGGCCCUGGCCACAGCGCUGGUUGUUCAUUGCUACAGCAAGAGUCCGUCCAACAAGGAUGCAGCCCUGUUGGAAGCUGCCCGUGCCAACAAUGUGCAAGAAGUCACCAGGCUGUUGUCAGAAGGUGCAGAUGUCAAUGCAAAGCACAGACUUGGCUGGACAGCACUCAUGGUGGCAGCCAUCAACCGAAACAACAGUGUGGUCCAGGUCCUGCUUGCUGCCGGGGCUGAUCCAAACCUUGGAGAUGAUUUCAGCAGUGUUUACAAGACCGCCAAGGAACAGGGAAUCCAUUCUUUGGAAGAUGGGCGACAGGACGGUGCAAGCCGGCACAUCACAAACCAGUGGACAAGUGCCCUGGAGUUCAGGAGAUGGCUAGGACUCCCUGCUGGCGUCCUGAUCACCCGAGAGGAUGACUUCAACAACCGGCUGAACAACCGCGCCAGUUUCAAGGGCUGCACGGCCUUGCACUAUGCUGUCCUUGCUGAUGACUACCGCACUGUCAAGGAGCUGCUUGAUGGAGGAGCCAACCCCCUGCAGAGGAAUGAAAUGGGACACACGCCCUUGGAUUAUGCCCGAGAAGGGGAAGUGAUGAAGCUUCUGAGGACUUCUGAAACCAAGUACCAAGAGAAGCAGCGGAAGCGUGAGGCCGAGGAGCGGCGCCGCUUCCCCCUGGAGCAGCGGCUGAAGGAGCAUAUCAUUGGCCAGGAGAGCGCCAUCGCCACAGUGGGUGCUGCGAUCCGGAGGAAGGAGAAUGGCUGGUACGACGAAGAACACCCUCUGGUCUUCCUCUUCUUGGGAUCAUCUGGAAUAGGAAAAACAGAGCUGGCCAAGCAGACAGCCAAAUACAUGCACAAAGAUGCUAAAAAGGGCUUCAUCAGGCUGGACAUGUCCGAGUUCCAGGAGCGACACGAGGUGGCCAAGUUUAUCGGGUCCCCACCAGGCUACGUUGGCCAUGAAGAGGGUGGUCAGCUGACCAAGAAGUUGAAGCAGUGCCCCAAUGCCGUGGUGCUCUUUGAUGAAGUAGACAAAGCCCAUCCAGAUGUGCUCACCAUCAUGCUGCAGCUGUUUGAUGAGGGCCGGCUGACAGAUGGAAAAGGGAAGACCAUUGAUUGCAAGGACGCCAUCUUCAUCAUGACCUCCAAUGUGGCCAGUGAUGAGAUCGCACAGCACGCACUGCAGCUGAGGCAGGAAGCUUUGGAGAUGAGCCGUAACCGUAUUGCCGAAAACCUGGGGGAUGUCCAGAUAAGUGACAAGAUCACCAUCUCAAAGAACUUCAAGGAGAAUGUGAUUCGCCCUAUCCUGAAAGCUCACUUCCGGAGGGAUGAGUUUCUGGGACGGAUCAAUGAGAUCGUCUACUUCCUCCCCUUCUGCCACUCGGAGCUCAUCCAACUUGUCAACAAGGAACUAAACUUCUGGGCCAAGAGAGCCAAGCAAAGGCACAACAUCACGCUGCUCUGGGACCGCGAGGUGGCAGACGUGCUGGUCGACGGCUACAACGUGCACUAUGGUGCCCGCUCCAUCAAACAUGAGGUAGAGCGCCGUGUGGUGAACCAGCUGGCAGCAGCCUACGAGCAGGAUCUGCUGCCAGGGGGCUGUACUCUGCGCAUCACAGUGGAGGACUCAGACAAGCAGCUACUCAAGAGCCCAGAACUGCCCUCGCCCCAGACUGAGAAGCGCCUCCCCAAGCUGCGUCUGGAGAUCAUCGACAAGGACAGCAAGACUCGCAAACUGGACAUCCGGGCACCACUGCACCCUGAGAAGGUGUGCAACACCAUCUAGCAGCCACCUGCCUGCUCCUAUGUGCCCUCACCAUCCAAUAAAGGCCCCUUGGCUGUGGCAUGGCGACCGACUUAUCUUCCCCUUAUACCUCUCCCGUCUACCCAGUCUCAGGCCUGCUUACCUCCUCAUAGCCCGUGAAGACCCCUUCUCAGCCCCAAAACCUAAAGGAGGAAUUUCGCCCAACUCUGGCCCCUUUGUUGUGGACCCAUAACCUGCUAACAAGCCUUCAGGAGAGGAGCUGCCUUUCCACCCCCUUCAAGGCAAGGAGGGAUGGAGUUCCCUUAUUUCCUUCAGAAUGAUCCCCAUCCCCCAUAGUCGCCGGACUUUCUCGUUCCUAGGAAGCUCAGAAGUAUGACAGCUAAGAAAACAGCUGGCUGGAAGAAGACAGGGACCAGACUGAACUGCCACCCUCUGCCAGUCCUCAUGCAACUCAGUCCCCAGAAUUUCUCCACUGGGAGUGGAUGGAGGAAGAGCUCAGAGACCCAGGCAGAGAUGGUUCUGCAGUUUAGUGUAUAGCCUCCUUGUUCCAUACCCUAAAAUUCUAAGGGGAAGGGACCCAUAGAAGCUUGUCUGUUUCUGCUACUAUAUUAUGCCCCCUAUUCCUCCCCACCCCUUGUCUUGGGGUCAAGCCAGACCCGUGCUUCUUCAGCCUUGGGGACUAGGCCAGUGUUGGGCACCUCCAGGAGGAGGCGUGACUGGUUCCUUACCCUCCUCUACUUGGACUGAGCAGUAGUCCUCCAGAUAACCAAGCAAGCUCAGCUCUGUGGGGGCCUUCUUCAAAAGACUAGCAUGGCAGACAUUAGGAAGCAUAGGGAGAGAAAUC
Macaca mulatta (Rhesus monkey) is the source of this 2992-nucleotide messenger RNA. RefSeq names its product ClpB family mitochondrial disaggregase (gene CLPB). Gene Ontology annotation, biological process: cellular response to heat. NCBI's taxonomy places the organism in Eukaryota, Metazoa, Chordata, Mammalia, Primates, Cercopithecidae. The record is from RefSeq and is marked provisional. Gene Ontology annotation, cellular component: mitochondrion; cytoplasm. Gene Ontology annotation, molecular function: protein binding; ATP hydrolysis activity; ATP binding.